AUGACUCUGAAAAGAUUUUAUGAAUUCAAUACUUUAGAAUUACAUUUUAGUUAACCCAAUAAUCUUAAAGCAAAAGGUAAUAAUUUAAAAUAAUAUUUUAGUUGAUAUAUUCUCAAAUCAUUAAAUUAUCUUAGAUAGAGAAAAUUUUUCAAUUAACAUUUAUUAAUUAUAUAAUAAUUAGCAUUCUAUUAGGCUUAAAUUAAGUCAUGGAAAUCAAAAGUUCAAUAAUUGUUAUAAAAAAAAUAUUUUUGAGCUUUUCAGCUUAUGA
Messenger RNA from Paramecium octaurelia, 268 nucleotides. The record is from the annotation of a GenBank genome assembly. Lineage: Eukaryota; Ciliophora; Oligohymenophorea; Peniculida; Parameciidae.